Messenger RNA from Exophiala aquamarina CBS 119918, 753 nucleotides. RefSeq lists its product as uncharacterized. NCBI's taxonomy places the organism in Eukaryota, Fungi, Ascomycota, Eurotiomycetes, Chaetothyriales, Herpotrichiellaceae. The record is from RefSeq and is a predicted model, not a curated record. The transcript has a single exon. The coding region runs from base 1 to 753 and encodes 250 amino acids.
AUGGCGAUCCCACAAGUCCAAGAUCCUUCAAUCCGCUAUCUCCAGACGGCCGAAGCCUAUGAUCUAUGGGCCAACGUCUACGACACAGAUGGGAAUUUUCUCCAGGCACUUGACACCCUCCAGAUGAAGAGCCUUCUCCCUCGGAUGCUGGCGCUGCUGGAAUCCAUUCAAGCCCCUCAGCCUUGGAAGUUGGUAGACCUGGGAUGUGGCACUGGGCGCAACACGGCAGCACUGUUAGAAGUGGGAGAUUGUGAAGUGGUGGGCCUGGAUGUGAGUUCUGGCAUGUUAGAAGUGGCCAGGCGGCGACUGAAAGACGGGCUGGCAUAUGGCAGGCUCCAAUUACAGGUCCUGGACUUGAUCGAACAAUCGGUACCGCCGCAUCUGAAACAGUGGGCAGAUGCGAUAGUUUCGACUCUUGUGAUCGAGCACAUUCCCGCCGACCUUUUCUUUCGCCAGAUAUCCGACAUGCUCAAACCAGGCGGGCUCAUCCUACUGACCAACAUGCACUCGGAGAUGGGAAGGACCAGUCAGGCUGGGUUCGUCGACCCGAGGACAGGAGAAAAGAUUCGACCAGCAAGCUAUGCCCAUACUAUACAAGAUGUGAAGGCAGAGGCUGCCAAGCACGGACUGGAAGUGAUCGAGAAGAUACAGGAAGUAAGGGUCGAGCCAAAUAUGGUAUCUCAGCUGGGUGAGCGGUCGGUCAAAUGGAUAGGAGUUAAGGUGUGGUUUGGGGGAAUUCUGAGGAAGAAGUAG